UUCUGUUACGUUAUUGCUUCGCGAACGUUGUAAACCGUAUUGAAUAAAAGUUCUUUUUCUUUGCACAAGUGUCAAUAAUUUUGUACUCUAUCGGUUAAAGGUUGUUAGGGAUCUAGAAUAAAUAUGGAGAUUGCAGAGCGACGUGGUUACUCUACAUAUGUUUCGACUCUAUGUGUAUCUCACGCGCAAGAGCGACCAAUCGCGAAGAGCGCAAUCGUCUGAAUCAUCAGCGCGUCAUGACCAAUCAGCAUGCGCCAGCUGGGAUUCCGGGUUUUUGACAGAAUCCAACGUGUAUGAGAAGCCGAGCGCGGAGUUAACUGUGGCGAGUAUGUUACGGGACAUUCGUCAAAGACUUUAAAGGAAUGAAUUAACGUCAUUGUGCGCGGCCAGUUAAUUACCAGACAGCAGCAACUUUGUAUCAGGGAUACGUCGAUCGUUAAAUCGUUCCUAACGAAAGCAAGAAAAAAGAAGGAUGAAUUCUGUGUCUUUGAUACUUUCUAUACUUUUUGGAGUCGUGUGUGCUGUUACGGCACUAAAAGAAGGUGAAUGCGAAGUAUGUGUUGCUGUCGUGGACAAAUUUAGUCAGACACUGACGCCAGAGAUUAAAAGCGAUACUAAGAAGAUUGAAGCAAAGUUUCGGGAAUUUUGUAAAAGCACCAAAUCAAAAGAAAACAGAUUUUGUUACUAUCUAGGUGGAUUGGAAGAAUCCGCCACUGGUAUUUUGAGUGAACUUAGCAAGCCACUGUCGUGGUCUAUGCCUGCGGACAAGAUAUGUGAAAAACUGAAGAAAAGAGAUGCACAAAUAUGUGACUUAAGAUUUGAGAAACAAAUCGAUCUCAAUACGGUGAAUCUGAAGAAACUGAAGGUACGCGAUUUGAAGAAGAUACUGAACGACUGGGAAGAGACGUGCGAAGGCUGCUUAGAAAAGACAGACUUCAUUAAGCGAAUUGAGGAGCUUAAACCUAAAUAUUUCACUAGUAGCUCAAAGACGGAACUCUGAAGGAUUGUCUUCGGCUUAGGCAAGCAAUUGUUUUAGUGUGGCUAAAAUUUUUUCCGUUUCUUUAAUUCGCAGAGGAAUUGUUUACGGCAUUUAAGACGUGUAUUUAUUCAUGUCUACGUACAACUUGUAUAGCUGUGUUCCGUAAGUUCGUUUUUAGUGACAGUCUCUCUUAAGCCGAGAUAUUUAUAGGUUCCAUUAAAAGUAUGGAGUAUGUAGAACACGUUACUACAAAAAAAAACAAACGCUAGGACGAAGCGAGCAAUAAUAUGGGCAAUGAUAAUUUCGUUAAACGAUACUUAAAUUAUUUCUAAUCGCAAUAAUUUCGAGAAACGUACACGUUAAGUGAUCUGGAUUCUCUCCCCGAAGUAGCCAUGCUAAUCUACUUCAUUGAAGGUGCUCCAUUUUUACGACAUCUCAAUUAGAUAUAAAUUAAUAUAUACAGUGUUCAUACAAAAAAUUAUUUUCUCACGUAUUUAUCCUCAUUGCUCUUCCUCAGAUAGUGUAGUGAUAUGUUUAUACAACAUGUCCGAACGAUAUUUAUAUACCAAAACGCAGUGUACCGUAUCAAAUGGUAUGUGUAAGGGGGAUCUACCCUCUCAGUUGAUGUGUAUUAUUAUUAUUAUGAUAUACUUGUUUCCUUCAUUCGGUUUCUGUUCUGUUACGUACGAAACACGAACGAAAUGUACAAUUAAACUGGAACAUCUCACGGCCAGUAUUGAUCAACUACUUUACUUGACUACGCGAGUCCAACAAUGCCAAUUUUUGAGAUAAGAAUUAUUUGUAUCGAUAUAUAUAUAUACCAACUUUUUCCAGUCGAACGAUACAAAUAUGUACUUUGAAGUACAAUAUCCUAAAAUUAAAGAUUACGGUAAAUUGUGCAUAAAUUAAUAAUUGUAGAUAAGAUAUUGCCGCAUAUCUGAGUGUAUACACUAUUCUGAAAAAUUUCAAAUAGAAUUAUUUAUUUCGUGAUAAGACUGCAUAAUUACGUUUUCUAUAUUACAUUCGUGAAUCUUGAUAUGAGAGGUCGGAAAGAAAUAAAAGCAUGUGUAUGUUGUUACGAAA
Molecule: messenger RNA, 2062 nt
Organism: Ooceraea biroi (clonal raider ant)
Lineage: Eukaryota; Metazoa; Arthropoda; Insecta; Hymenoptera; Formicidae
Gene: Manf
Product: mesencephalic astrocyte-derived neurotrophic factor
Biological process (GO): dopaminergic neuron differentiation; neuron projection development
Cellular component (GO): endoplasmic reticulum
Source: RefSeq, a predicted model, not a curated record